Drosophila guanche is the source of this 1902-nucleotide messenger RNA. RefSeq names its product presenilin homolog (gene Psn). Gene Ontology annotation, cellular component: cell cortex; ciliary rootlet; cell surface. Bases 159 to 1787 code for a protein of 542 amino acids. The transcript has 8 exons. NCBI's taxonomy places the organism in Eukaryota, Metazoa, Arthropoda, Insecta, Diptera, Drosophilidae. Gene Ontology annotation, molecular function: aspartic endopeptidase activity, intramembrane cleaving. The record is from RefSeq and is a predicted model, not a curated record. Gene Ontology annotation, biological process: protein processing; amyloid precursor protein catabolic process; amyloid-beta metabolic process.
CAUCACUAGCCUAUGAAUCGCUCUGUCUGCCAGCAAAAAACAAGAAAAUUUUCACCCGCAACACAACUAGAAAUCUUUGGUAAUUGUUUUAACCCACAACUACGGCUUCACAGUGGACAUCGUCAAGCGCUAAGGAGGCAACCGAACGCACACCGCUCAUGGACGGCCAUGUCAAUGCCUCGUCCUCGUCAAGGAGUGGCGCUGGCGCUGAUGGUAGUGGCCUGAGCGGCGCAGCAGAGCGUUUGGAGCGUCCUCCAAGGCGAAAGCAGCCAAGAAGCAGUUAUGGCUCCAAUAAUCAGGAUCAAACAGAUGCGGCUGUACUUGCUGUCCCCAAUGUGGCUGUGAGGGGCGGCCCUUCCGGCUCUUCUCGACCAGCGAGAUUGAGUGGCGGUGGCGCCGGACCUACCCCAAAUGAAAACGAAGAGGAUCAGGGCUUGAAAUACGGCGCACAGCAUGUCAUCAAGCUCUUUGUGCCCGUCUCCUUGUGCAUGCUGCUGGUGGUGGCCACAAUCAACUCGAUCAGCUUCUACUCCAGCACUGAUGUCUAUCUUCUGUACACUCCCUUCCAUGAGCUCUCACCCGAGCCGAGUGUGAAAUUCUGGAAUGCUCUGGCCAAUUCUUUGAUUCUGAUGAGCGUGGUGGUUGUGAUGACAAUUCUAUUGAUUGUCCUUUAUAAGAAACGUUGCUACCGCAUCAUCCAUGGCUGGUUGAUACUCUCUUCCUUCAUGCUCUUGUUCAUUUUCACGUACUUAUACUUGGAGGAGCUACUACGCGCCUACAACAUACCCAUGGACUAUCCCACUGCCCUGCUAUUUAUGUGGAACUUUGGUGUGGUUGGCAUGAUGUCCAUACAUUGGCAGGGACCUUUGAGACUGCAGCAGGGAUAUCUCAUAUUUGUUGCUGCCCUCAUGGCUUUGGUCUUUAUUAAAUAUCUGCCAGAGUGGACUGCCUGGGCUGUCUUGGCAGCCAUUUCUAUUUGGGAUCUCAUUGCUGUCCUCACACCUCGAGGACCUCUGCGCAUACUUGUGGAAACGGCUCAGGAGCGUAAUGAACAAAUUUUCCCCGCGUUGAUCUACUCCUCCACUGUCAUCUAUACGUAUAUGGGCACACAUUAUACACCGCAACAAACGGAGCCCGCAGUCACUUCCUCGCCCUCAUCGAGCAAUUCGACCACAACCACAAGAGCCACACAAAACUCUUUGGCAUCGCCAGAGGCGGCUGUGGCCAGCAGCAGCUCCCGCACAGGUAAUACCAAUCGCACAAAUCCUCACCAGAAUCAGCGGGAUGAUAGCAACGUAAUGGCAGCUGAAGGUAUGCCACUUGUGACUUUUAAAAGCAAUUUGCGCGGAAACGCUGAGGCAGCUGGCUUCACCCAGGAAUGGUCUGACAAUCUCAAUGACCGUGUGGCGCGUCGCCAGAUUGAAGUUCAGAGCACACAGAGCGGCAAUGCCCAACGUUCCAACGAGUAUCGCACUGUCACAGCACCAGAUCAGGCUCAAGCAGAUGCACAGGAGGAGCGUGGCAUCAAGUUGGGACUCGGCGACUUUAUCUUCUAUUCGGUAUUAGUGGGAAAGGCAUCCAGUUAUGGCGACUGGACCACAACGAUUGCCUGUUUUGUGGCCAUCUUGAUUGGACUCUGUCUCACGCUGCUCCUUCUGGCUGUGUGGCGUAAAGCUCUGCCAGCCCUGCCCAUUUCCAUAACAUUUGGCUUGAUAUUCUGCUUUGCCACGAGCGCAGUGGUUAAGCCAUUCAUGGAGAACCUGUCGGCCAAGCAGGUCUUCAUAUAAGAAACACACAGGAAUUAAGUGGACAAGGACAAGUCUAUGUCCCUCUUAUCAUAGUCUAAAAAAGCUUUUUAAACUUCAAUCUUUAUUAACAAAAUGCAUAGUAACAGAGAAACUA